Molecule: messenger RNA, 7147 nt
Organism: Chlorocebus sabaeus (green monkey)
Lineage: Eukaryota; Metazoa; Chordata; Mammalia; Primates; Cercopithecidae
Gene: ERCC6L
Product: ERCC excision repair 6 like, spindle assembly checkpoint helicase
Molecular function (GO): DNA translocase activity; ATP binding
Source: RefSeq, a predicted model, not a curated record
CACAGGCGCAUAGAGCAUGCGCGGGGCGGGAGUGCGCGAAAUUCAAGCUCCAAGCUCCCCCCGGGGUAACUGGAACCCAGUCCGAGGGUCAUGGAGGCGUCCCGUAGGUUUCCGGAAGCCGAGGCCUUGAGCCCAGAGCAGGCUGCUCAUUACCUAAGAUAUGUGAAAGAGGCCAAAGAAGCAACUAAGAAUGGAGAUCUGGAAGAAGCAUUUAAACUUUUCAAUUUGGCAAAGGACAUUUUUCCCAAUGAAAAGGUGCUGAGCAGAAUCCAAAAAAUACAGGAAGCCUUGGAGGAGUUGGCAGAACAGGGAGAUGAUGAAUUUACAGAUGUGUGCAACUCUGGCCUGCUGCUUUAUCGAGAACUGCACGACCAACUCUUUGAGCACCAGAAGGAAGGCAUAGCUUUCCUCUAUAGGCUGUAUAGGGAUGGAAGAAAAGGUGGUAUAUUGGCUGAUGAUAUGGGAUUAGGGAAGACUGUUCAAAUCAUUGCUUUCCUUUCUGGUAUGUUUGAUGCUUCACUUGUGAAUCAUGUGCUGCUGAUCAUGCCAACCAAUCUUAUUAACACAUGGGUAAAAGAAUUCAUCAAGUGGACUCCAGGAAUGAGAGUCAAAACCUUUCAUGGUCCUAGCAAGGAUGAACGGACCAGAAACCUCAAUCGGAUUCAGCAAAGGAAUGGUGUCAUUAUCACUACUUAUCAAAUGUUAAUCAAUAACUGGCAGCAACUUUCAAGCUUUAGGGGCCAAGAGUUUGUGUGGGACUAUGUCAUCCUUGAUGAAGCACAUAAAAUAAAAACGUCAUCUACUAAGUCAGCAAUAUGUGCUCGUGCUAUUCCUGCAAGUAAUCGCCUCCUCCUCACAGGAACCCCAAUCCAGAAUAAUUUACAAGAACUAUGGUCCCUAUUUGAUUUUGCUUGUCAAGGGUCCCUGCUGGGAACAUUAAAAACUUUUAAAAUGGAGUAUGAAAAUCCUAUUACUAGAGCCAGAGAGAAAGAUGCUACCCCAGGAGAAAAAGCCUUGGGAUUUAAAAUAUCUGAAAACUUAAUGGCAAUCAUAAAACCCUAUUUUCUCAGGAGGACUAAAGAAGACGUACAGAAGAAAAAGUCAAGCAACCCAGAGGUCAGACUUAAUGAAAAGAAUCCAGAUGUUGAUGCCAUUUGUGAAAUGCCUUCCCUUUCCAGGAAAAAUGAUUUAAUUAUUUGGAUACGACUUGUGCCUUUACAAGAAGAAAUAUACAGGAAAUUUGUGUCUUUAGAUCAUAUCAAGGAGUUGCUAAUGGAGACGCGCUCACCUUUGGCUGAGCUAGGUGUCUUAAAGAAGCUGUGUGAUCAUCCUAGGCUGCUGUCUGCACGGGCUUGCUGUUUGCUAAAUCUUGGGACAUUCUCUGCUCAAGAUGGAAAUGAGGGGGAAGAUUCCCCAGAUGUGGACCAUAUUGAUCAAAUAACUGAUAACACAUUGAUGGAAGAAUCUGGAAAAAUGAUAUUCCUAAUGGACUUACUUAAGAGGCUGCGAGAUGAGGGACAUCAAACUCUGGUGUUUUCUCAAUCAAGGCAAAUUCUAAACAUCAUCGAACGCCUCUUAAAGAAUAGGCACUUUAAGACAUUGCGAAUUGAUGGGACGAUUACUCAUCUUUUGGAACGAGAAAAAAGAAUUAACUUAUUCCAGCAAAAUAAAGAUUACUCUGUUUUUCUGCUUACCACUCAAGUAGGUGGUGUCGGUUUAACAUUAACUGCAGCAACUAGAGUGGUCAUUUUUGACCCUAGCUGGAAUCCUGCAACUGAUGCUCAAGCUGUGGAUAGAGUUUACCGAAUUGGACAAAAACAGAAUGUUGUGGUUUAUAGGCUAAUCACUUGUGGGACUGUAGAGGAAAAAAUAUACAGAAGACAGGUUUUCAAGGACUCAUUAAUAAGACAAACUACUGGUGAAAAAAAGAACCCUUUCCGAUAUUUUAGUAAGCAAGAAUUAAGAGAGCUCUUUACAAUCGAGGAUCUUCAGAACUCUGUAACCCAGCUGCAGCUUCAGUCUUUGCAUGCUGCUCAGAGGAAAUCUGAUACAAAACUAGAUGAACACAUUGCCUACCUGCAGUCUUUGGGGAUAGCCGGAAUCUCAGACCAUGAUUUGAUGUACACAUGUGAUCUAUCUAUUAAAGAAGAACUUGAUGUGGUAGAAGAAUCUCACUAUAUUCAACAAAGGGUUCAGAAAGCGCAAUUCCUUGUUGAAUUUGAGUCUCAAAAUAAAGAGCUCCUGAUGGAACAACAAAGAAAUAGAAAUGAGGGGGCCUGGCUAAGAGAACCUGUAUUUCCUUCUUCAACAAAGAAGAAAUGCCCUAAAUUGAAUAAACCACAGCCUCAGCCUUCACCUCUUAUAAGUACUCGUCAUACUCAGGAAGAAGAUAUCAGUUCCAAAAUGGCAAGUGUAGUCAUUGAUGAUCUGCCCGAAGAGGGUGAGAAACAAGAUCUCUCCAGUAUAAAGGUUAAUGUUACCACCUUGCAAGAUGGUAGGCACCCAUAUGAAGGUACAUGUAGUGCUGACUCUAUAGCUACUUUACCCAAGGGGUUUGGAAGUGUAGAAGAACUUUGUACUAACUCUUCAUUGGGAAUGGAAAAAAGCUUUGCAACUAAAAAUGAAGCUGUACAAAAAGAGACAUUACAAGAGGGACCUAAGCAAGAGGCACUGCAAGAGGAUCCUCUGGAAAGUUUUAAUUAUGUACUUAGCAAAUCAACCAAAGCUGAUCUUGGGCCAAAUUUAGAUCAACUAAAGGAUGAUGAGAUUUUACAUCAUUGCAAUCCUUGGCCCAUUAGUUCCAUAACAAAUGAAAGUCAAAAUGCAGAAUCAAAUGUAUCCAUUAUUGAAAUAGCUGAUGACCUUUCAGCAUCCCAUAGUGCACUGCAGGAUGCUCAAGCAAGUGAGGCCAAGUUGGAAGAGGAACGUUUAGCAUCUUCACCACAGUAUGCAUGUGAUUUCAAUCUUUUCUUGGAAGACUCAGCAGACAACAGACAAAAUUUUUCCGGUCAGUCUUUAGAACAUGUUGAGAAAGAAAAUAGCUUGUGUGGCUCUGCACCUAAUUCCAGAGCAGGGUUUGUGCAUAGCAAAACAUGUCUCAGUUGGGAGUUUUCUGAGAAAGAUGAUGAACCAGAAGAAGUAGUAGUUAAAGCAAAAAUCAGAAGUAAAGCUAGAAGGAUUGUUUCAGAUGGCGAAGAUGAAGAUGAUUCUUUUAAAGAUACCUCAAGCACAAAUCCAUUCAACACAUCUCUCUUUCAAUUCUCAUCUGUGAAACAAUUUGAUGCUUCAACUCCCAAAAAUGACAUCAGUCCACCGGGAAGGUUCUUUUCAUCUCAAAUACCCAGUAGUGUAAAUAAGUCUAUGAACUCUAGAAGAUCUCUGGCUUCUAGGAGGUCUCUUAUUAAUAUGGUUUUAGACCACGUGGAGGACAUGGAGGAAAGACUUGACGACAGCAGUGAAGCAAAGGGUGCUGAAGAUUAUCCAGAAGAAGGGGCAGAGGAAAGCAGUGGCGAAGCCUCCAAGUAUACAGAAGAGGAUCCUUCAGGAGAAACACUGUCUUCAGAAAACAAGUCCAGCUGGUUAACGACAUCUAAGCCUAGUGCUCUAGCUCAAGAGACCUCUCUUGGUGCCCCUGAGCCUUUGUCUGGUGAACAGUUGGUUGGUUCUCCCCAGGCGGCAGAGGCUACGAAUGACUAUGAGACUCUUGUAAAGCGUGGAAAAGAACUAAAAGAGUGUGGAAAAAUCCAGGAGGCCCUAAACUGCUUAGUUAAAGCACUUGACAUAAAAAGUGCAGAUCCUGAAGUUAUGCUCUUGACUUUAAGUUUGUAUAAGCAACUUAAUAACAAUUGAGAAUGUAACCUGUUUAUUGUAUUUUAAAGUGAAACUGAAUAUGAGGGAAUUUUUGUUUCCAUAAUUGGAUUCUUUGGGAACAUGAAGCAUUCAGGCUUAAGGCAAGAAAGAUCUCAAAAAGCAACUUCUGCCCUGCAACACCCCCCACUCCAUAGUCUGGUAUUCUGAGCACUAGCUUAAUAUUUCUUCACUUGAAUAUUCUUAUAUUUUAGGCAUAUUCUGUAAAUUUAACUGUGUUGUUUCUUGGAAAGUUUUGUAAAAUUAUUCUGGUCAUUCUUAAUUUUACUCUGAAAGUGAUCAUCUUUGUAUAUAACAGUUCAGAUAAGAAAAUUAAAGUUACUUUUCUCAAGUGUUUUCCAUCCACUUUGUUUCACUGAGAUGAUACUGGCAGAAGCCUGUCAUUAUCAGUCCAGAUCUUAAGACAUGCUUGUGAACAUGCUGUUUCAUGUUUUCAGCUUAAUACAGGUGGAGCAUCCCUAAUCCAAAAAUGAGGAAACUUUCUGAGUGCUGACAUGAUGCCACAAGUGAGGAAAGUUCCAUACCUCAUGUCAUGUGACAUGUCACAGUCAAAAUGAAGGUGUAUAACACACUGUUUACUCAGCAUCCCCAAGGGAAAAGAGAUUCUGAACUUCGGACAUAGGACCCUAGCGCGCUAGCAAUAAAUCUCUCCGCUGUGACUUCCGUGUCGAGUGGUCUCUCGCGACGACCCCUGCCCAGGAAGGAAUCUAAAAACUAGGUUCCUACAUAUAACACACUGUUUACUCAGCAUCCCCAAGGGAAAAGAGAUUCUGUAAGCCCCCUUCAGCUACUAUAUAUCCUUUCCACACAGGCCCAGAUUCUCCCAUGCAAGCCUGCCUACAAAGGGCAAUAAAAUGGUUCAACAUACACAAACUUUGUUUCAAGCACAAAAUCAUUAAAAGUAAUUAUAAAAUUACCUUCAGACUUACGUAUAUAAUGUGUAUAUGAAACAUAAAUGGAUUUCGUGUUUAGACUUGGAUCCCAUCUCCAAAAUAUGUCAUUAUGUAUAUGGAAAUACUCCAAAAUCCAGAACACUUCUGAUCCCCAGCAUUUUGGAUAGAGUACUAAACUGGAACAGCAGAAAGCUGAGCUAGGUACCUGGUGCUGGGAUUCUUUAUCACUGGUAGCUUGCCCUGGAGUCACUGCUGACCAUUUAGCCAUUCUUAAUGCACCAUUAACUGUGUUCUCCCUUUCGCCAAACCAGGUAUCUUGUCUAUUCUGACACAUAUUAUCACAGUCUAUCUUGGAUUGUAGACUGAAAAGGAGUUUGGUACCCUUGUAGAAAGACAAAGUGCAGUAUAGCAUGCUGCACUCUAUCACUAGAGAAGUGGACUAUCCUUGAUGAAGUACUAUGUGUUGGGCACUCCACACAGGUUUCUCAUUUCAGCCUUACCAUAAUCCUUUGAGGUGAAGGGAGAGUAGCAUUUCCAUUUUUCAUUUGAGGAAACAGGCUCAGUGAGGUCAUGACUUCCCCAUGGUGACAUGGUUGGGGUGAAACUGAUUUUUAACCUUGUGUAAAUGAAUACACUAUAAUACACUGAGCUGUUUUUACUCACAACACUUCUGACACCAAAUGUGGGGGUUUUCCACAUCAAGCAAUUCUCCAGUUCUCCAAUUAAAAAUUGAACUGGUGUCCUACAAUUCAAUUUCGACACUACCCAGGGUUAGCAUGCUCAGUCCCACCAAACUGCCCUCGCUUCAGGUGUCAGUUGUAAGUAUUCGGUCCCCAUGUUAUCCACACUUCUGUCUGACUUGGCUACAAAUUAGGGGUUCCCGUGACCGCCCCAUCCCACCCCCUGGUUUAAUAAUUUGCUAGAAUAGCUUAUAAAACUCAGGAAACGUUUACUUACUAUUACCAGCUUAUAAAGACUACAACUCAGGAACAGCCAAAUGGAAGAGAUGUGUAUGGCAAGGUAUAGGGGUGGUGCAUUAAGCAUCCAUGCCCUCCAGGCACACUACCCUCCCAACAUUUUGAUAUGUUAAUCCAGGGAUCUCCAAACUCCAUUGUUAGGGUUUUUGAGGUUUCCUUAGGGAGGCAUGAUUGAUAAAAUAAUUGGCCAUGGGUGAUUCACUCAUCUUCAGCCCCUCUCCCCUCUCCAGAGGUUGCAGUUAUGGCUGAAUGUUCCCUCUGAUCAUGCCUUGAUGUUUCUGGUGACCAGCCCCCAUUCUGAAGCUACUAGCGGCCUCCAGCCACAAGCUAUCUCAUUAGCAUAAAAAAUACACCAGUUGAGAUUUCAAGGCUUUCAGGAACUAUAUGCCAGGAACCAGGGACAAAGACCAAAUAUUUAUUUUUAUUAUAUCCCAUACAUAUAAAAGUUACUUGUAAAUUAUAUGUAUAUACACACUAAUAAUCUCAUGUGUAUUGCAAGAAAUUACAUAAGUUCAAAAGAGAAGCUGAAUUUCAGGUUGUUGAUGGAACAAAAUAUUGUUCUUAUAAAAGCAAUUUAUUACUAUUUUAGGGUAAUGUGAUUGAAUAUAUAUCAUUAUUUUUGAAAUAUUGGUGUAACUGUGAUUUAGCAAUUCACAGUCUGCAUCUGAGUUCAGCUUACCAUUUCCCUGUGCUUCCCACCGUGAUGUGAAGGGAGUGGCUGUGCCCUACAUCUUUUUCUGUCCCUUCUACCACACACAAAAAUGUUUGUGAAAAUUCAGCUAAUAAACUUCUUUCUUCCCUGAUGUAGAAAACAAAAAAUCCACACAAUUUACCUUCAAGGAAGCUUUAGCGGCCUAUAUCCAUUUGAUCUGAGCAGUGAAACGUCUUAAGUUCUAGGAAUAUUUCUCACUGAAAAUAGCAACACUCUUUCUGUUGAAGUGUGUGUGUACUAUGACAAAUUCUGUUGUCUGGGGAAAAAAAUACAUGCUCAUGGUAAACUAUUCAAACAGUAUCCAUGGCAGGGAUUUUUAACCUGGGGUUCAUGGGUAGAAGAAGUCAGUUGUCUGAAUUUGGAUGGAAAAAAAGUUUUAUCUUUUCUCUGUCUGGUAGCUGAAAUACAGCAUUUCCCUCCAUCAUGAAUGUGAAGCAGGAAAAUAGGGUCUGGAGGCAGGGAACAUAAAGCCGAUUCACACUAAAGCUAUGACAGGAAAUAUCCUCUCCACAGGGCAUAGGCCAAGUAAAUGACUUUGUAACUUCACUUCAUCCUUUCCAUUUACAUAGGGCGUACCCCAAGUAACCAAUGGAAUCCUCUAGGGGGUAUUUAAACUCCCCAGAAUUCUGUAACAGGGUCUUUUGAGCUCCUAUGCUGUGGAGUGUAGUUUCGUUUUCAAUAAAUCCCUUUGUCCCUUC